Messenger RNA from Rubroshorea leprosula, 4006 nucleotides. NCBI's taxonomy places the organism in Eukaryota, Viridiplantae, Streptophyta, Magnoliopsida, Malvales, Dipterocarpaceae. The record is from the annotation of a GenBank genome assembly.
UCCGUGUCUCUUCGAAUUUCAUUUCCUAGGGUUUCAGAAAUUUUUUGCAUUCUAUAAAUCUAUCAGUGUUUUCCUUCUUCUGUUUCAAAACCCCAAUUUGCAAUCAUUUAGAGGUUUGGUUUUUCGCCUGACAAUGGCGCCAUCGAUUAAGCAGCAAAAGCUGGGGAAAGAUUCGGAUUCCGAGGCGCCGUCGAGCAGCCUGUGGGUGGGUAACUUGACGGCGGAGACGGUGGAUUCGGAUCUCAUGGAGAUGUUUGGCAAGUACGGGACGCUGGAUAGCGUGAGGACGUAUUCUGCACGGAGCUUCGCAUUCGUGUACUACGAGCGUGUGGAGGACGCCAAGGCGGCUAAGGAUGCGCUCCAGGGAGCAACCUUGCACGGGAACCAGAUCAAGAUCGAGUUCGCGAGACCGGCAAAACCUUGUAAGCAUCUGUGGGUAGGUGGAAUUAGCUCAAAUGUUGCCAAGGAAGAAUUGGAAGAAGAAUUUUGCAAAUUUGGUAAAAUUGAGGACUUCAGGUUCUUCAGGGAUCGCAACACCGCAUUUGUUGAAUACCUCAGAGUAGAUGAUGCUUCCCAGGCUAUGAGGAGCUUGAAUGGAAAGCGAAUUGGUGGUGAGCAGAUACGUGUGGAUUUCUUUCGGUCACAAGCUCCUAGAAGAGAUCCAGGGCCUACCUCCCAUGACCUGAGGGAUGGGCCUUUUUCUGGAAGGGGCACAGGUGACAGUCAUUCUAUGUCCAAAAAGCUGCAUUCUCAAUUGGGGGGACGAAAAGGAGAUCAGCCCAGCAAUAUUUUAUGGGUUGGCUAUCCACCAUCUCUUCAGAUAGAUGAACAGAUGUUGCACAAUGCCAUGAUCCUCUUUGGUGAGAUUGAGAGGAUAAAGAGUUUUCCUUCAAGGCAUUACUCUUUCGUCGAGUUUAGGAGUGUGGAGGAAGCUCGUCGUGCUAAGGAGGGCCUUCAGGGUCGUUUAUUUAAUGACCCAAGAAUUACUAUUAUGUUUUCAAAUAGUGAGCUUGGGCCAGGGAAAGAUUACCCUAGUAUUCAUUCAGGUAUAAAGGGACCAAGGCCUGAUGCAUUUUUCAAUGAAAAUCCCUUUAGAGCUUCACAGGUUGAUAUAUUUGCUCACAAUCACCCAGUACUGCCAAAUUCAUUUUCUGGACAAAUACCAUUGAGUGGUGUUCUAGGACCAAACCAGCUGAGGCCUCUUGGUCCUCAAGGGAGCUAUGACCCUUUGCUGUCAGGCACAGAAUACAAUGAGCUGGCUGCACGUCAUGGCAUACAGGAUGUUGAUCCAAAGAAUCUCAUGGGUCCAAAUUGGAGAAGACCAUCUCCGCCUCUUUCUUCUCCUGCUCAAAGUCUUAGGCCUCCAAUGAGACAAUCAUCUAGUUCAUUGGAUGUUUAUGAUACAAACCAGUUUCAGAGAGAGUCAAAACGUUCCAGAAUAGAGGCUUCUUUGUCUGUUGACGAUCUUGGGCAAGGGUUGGAUCGCUCAUAUGGGCUUGGUCCAGUAAUUGAUGGAAGUGUUUCUGUUCCAUUUGCAAGUGUUCAAGGCAAGAAUCGUCUAAGUCCAGUGCCUGGGAGGGUCACAGCUGGAAGUCCUGGACUUGGGCAUCCAGAUAAUGACUACAUAUGGCGUGGCAUUAUUGCCAAGGGUGGAACACCUGUUUGUCAUGCUCGAUGUGUGCCUAUCGGAAAGGGGAUAGAGACUGAGCUCCCCGACGUUGUUAAUUGUUCAGCCAGAACGGGAUUGGAUAUGCUUACAAAACACUAUGCUGAGGCCAUUGGAUUCGACAUUGUUUUCUUCUUGCCUGACAGUGAAGAUGAUUUUGCUUCCUACACUGAAUUCCUUCGCUACCUGGGUUCCAAAAAUAGAGCUGGUGUUGCCAAGUUCGAUGAUGGGACAACAUUGUUUUUGGUGCCUCCAUCAGAUUUCUUGACAAAGGUUUUAAAAGUUAUGGGACCUGAGCGGCUCUAUGGGGUUGUUCUAAAGUUACCUCCUCAGGUACCUAGUGCUGCACCAGCACCAAUUCAUCCACCUCUCCCUGCACAGUCAGAUUACAGUCUUUCACAUGUGAAGGAAGAGCAGGCUUUGCAGAUUGAUUAUGGUAGGGUUUUGCCCGAGGACUCUAAGCUGCCACCUCCAAGAUCACUGGUGCAAUCCACAACUCAGAGCCAUCUGCCUAAUAAUCCUGCAGCAGCAGCAUCCCAAAGUGGAGUUGCUUUAACACCAGAGCUCAUUGCCACUCUAGCUUCUUUGUUGCCCACAACCUCACAGUCUUCUACUUUAGGAGGUGCUCAGUCUCCACUAGCAUCUUCAACCACCCGACCUUUGACCCAAACCAUUGGAGUUAGUAAAGGACCUUUAUCACAAGGUUGGAGCCAAGACCAGCAGGCUCCUGAACCUGUAGCACAUUCUUUCCAACAAUUAGGGAAUCAGUUUAAUCCAUCAACACAACUGCCUCCAAUUCAGCAUUACCCAUCUAUACCAAGUACACCUAGCCACUCAGCCCCGCCACAAAUGAUCUUUGCCGGCAAUCAAUUUCAGGAGUCUACAGUUGGCCUGCCACAACAAGGUGCUGUAUCUUCAAGGCCACCAUCUAACUUCAAUAUGCCAUUGCAAACUUCAAAUAUUGCUGUUACUGCACCACUCAGCCAGCAGUAUCAACCUGAAGUUCCUUCAAAUCCGCACAAAGGCUAUGGGAUGAUGCAUGGAACUGAUGCAUCUGGCUUAUACAAUUCUUCACUAGCUUUUCAACAACCAGCCAAUCCAAAUGCUCCCUCUAAUCAGGUUCAUGGUGCUAAUUUUUCCCAGCCACAAAAUGCAAUGCAAUUGUCCACUGAUAAAGGAAGUUUGGAGCUUCCUAAUCAGGUUCAGCAUCUGCAAUCUGUGCAUCCUGGAGCUGGUCAGGGCACCUCAGAUGAGGUUGAUAAGAAUCAGCGCUACCAAUCAACUUUACAAUUUGCAGCUAACCUCCUCCUCCAGAUACAGCAGCAGCAACAAGCAAAUCCCCCAGGAGGGCAAGGAUCAGGGAAUUAGCCUUGAGGUUUUCUUCGUAAAGGUAAUUAUCCCUUCUAUAACUAUGUUUUGCAUGGAUGAGCACCCCUAGACAAUAGUUUUGACAAUAGUAGGUCAUAGGUGUGUUAAUUGACCAAUUUGGAGAAUGAUCUUGCUUGUUUGUGUAUGAUGAAACAGAUGAUAGUUGUUGCUUGCUUGUUGUGCUUCUUAUAGGUGGCUGCAUGUCGAUUCUGACUGCCUUUUCUUUAAAUUAAAAUUUUGUGGGCUUUAGGUUGCUCUGCAUACACUGAAAACUUAAGUGUGAUGUUUGAGGCAAUUAAUUGAUGUUUUGGUGUUUAGAUUAUGAGAGAGUAACAAGUUAUUUUUUCUUAGGCUUGGCAGUAAAGCUUAUUGUGUGCACUUCACAUGCAUUCCAUUCCUAUUGGUUACAUAUGCAUUUUUGGUGCAAGUGAUUAUGUGACUAAUCCAAUUUGAAUUUAUUUGAUUUUGGUUUUAUCUUUUCUUUCAUUCAUCUGCUUUUACCACCUGCAAUUGGUCCUUUUCCUGCUGUGUUUUUGCUUAUUAUUUAUUGUCACCGUUACCUUUACAUCUGGAUUUUGCUUCUGGAGUAAUUUUUUCCUGUCUCUUUAUGUGCUUUUUGUUAUUAAAAUGCUUUCUUUAAUAUUCUCUUGUCUGAUCUGUGGACCUGUGCUUGUUUAUUAUGAAUCUAGGAUAAACAUUCUUGAACUUCUCAAAUUGUAACUAUUAUGAGAUGUAAUUGCACUUUGUAAAACUGCGUUAUAAUUUGAAAGCCUAUCAAUUCUAAAAAAAUCUUUAGAAGUUGUGACAGAGAUUAGGUAUGUUAAGCCCUAGACUGGAUCUAGUAGUUCUUUCAAACAGGUCUUCAACUGUCUGAAAUUAUCCCCAAAUUAGUAACCUCAUUGGUUGAAUGCUGGCGAGUUUUUACGAUGUUUAACUUAAGAAAGUUCAACACAUUAAAUUAAGAACAUUCAA